AUGGCAAUGAACUCUGUUAAGGAAAAAUCAGCUGAGACAAAUGAUAUGGAAAACAUAUGCAAGUGGCAUGAAAUUCUGAGGAAGAACAAAUCUGAGAAGUCGAAGGAAGAACACCAAGAUCAUGAAACGCAUUUUUUGGAUGAUCCUAAUGCCAAAGUCAAGGUUCCUCCACAUGUAGUUGAGAAUCCUUCAAGCAAUGUGAAAGUGGAGGUUCCACCUCCAAUUGUUGCACCUCUAGUUAUUGCAACUCCAUUUGAAAAUCCUUCCGGCAAUGUUAAAUCCGAGGUUCCUUAUGUCGAUACCAACGUCGAGGUGGCACCACCAGUUGCUGUAUUUAGAAGAUAUUUGCGACCUGAAAAGGAUUAUCUAUCAUUUUCACUUAUUUAUAAAAAAGGCGAACGAUCACUUGAUCUGAUCUGCAAGGAUACAGCUGAGGUUGAGGUAUGGCUUUCGGGCCUUAAGGCAUUAAUUUCUACUGGACAGCUUAGAAAUCGACGAACUAGAAGUGAAUUAACAGAUGACAGUAAUGACAUUUCUCCAAAUGAUCGUCCUUUUGGUGGAGCACUAGAGUUUACUGCAAGUAUUCCCAAGGGAAGGUUUUCUUUUGAAGCAGUUCCUCGUGAAUCCACAUCGAAUAGAAGAUCUGAUGCGGGGUCAGAGCAUACAAGUAUGGCGCCAGUAAGGACAAGUGUUGGAGAUGGUUCCCGUGUUAGUGUAUCAAGUACUAACUAUGCUAGUAGUGUAGUAUCAGGACCAGAUGACAUAGAGUCUCUUGGUGAUGUUUUUAUAUGGGGAGAGGUUUGGGCUGAAGGCAAUUCCUCCGAUGGAUUAGGGAGUCAAGUCCCUUCCAAGAUAGACAUGUUGAUUCCCAAGCCAUUGGAAUCUGAUGUUGUUCUUGAUGUUAAUUAUAUAGAACCCGGUGUAAGUCACAUUGCUCUAGUAACAAGGCAAGGUGAGAUUUUUACCUGGGGAGAGGACUCUGGUGGAAGACUUGGUCAUGGGUUUGAUAAAGAUUAUGGUAAACCCCGUCUUGUUGAUUCCCUAGCCAUUACUAGUGUGAGUUUUGUUGCUUGUGGUGAAUAUCAUACAUGUGCAGUAUCUAUAUCCGGGGAUCUAUACACCUGGGGUGAUGGUACACAUAACGCGGGAAUUCUAGGUCAUGGAACUGAUGUUAGCCACUCCAUACCAAAGAGGGUCACUGGCCCUUUAGAAGGACAUCAGGUUGUAUCUAUAGCAUGUGGUGCAUGGCAUACGGCAUUGAUAACUUCCAAUGGGAAACUUUUUACCUUUGGCGAUGGAACGCUUGGUGUCUUGGGGCAUGGAGACAGAGAGAGUGUGGCAUAUCCAAAGGAGUUACAGUUAUUGAGUGGACAUAAAGCUGUUAAGGUUGCAUGUGGAGUGUGGCACACAGCAGCAAUUAUAGAGGUUAAUGAUCAAUCUGGUUCAAGUUCAAAUACUUCUUCGUCAAAGAAACUAUUCACGUGGGGUGAUGGAGACCAAUAUCGUUUAGGUCAUGCUAACAAGGAAACUUACCUUCAACCAACUUGUGUGGCUGCACUUGCUGAUUAUAAUUUUCUACAGGUUGCAUGUGGACAUAGUUUGACCGUUGCGCUAACCGCAUCCGGUCAUGUUUUUACUAUGGGGAGCAAGGCGUAUGGUCAACUAGGAAAUCCAACCUCCGAUGGAAAAGUGCCGAUUCUAGUAAGAGAUAAAUUACAAGGAGAAACUGUUGAGGAAAUAUCGUGCGGCACACAUCAUGUUGCUGUAUUGACUUCAAGAAGUGAACUAUAUACUUGGGGGAGAGGUGCCAAUGGAAGAUUAGGGCAUGGAGACAUAGAAGAUCAGAAAACUCCAAUAUUGGUGGAAGCUUUGAAAGAAAGGCAUGUAAAAAAUAUCGCAUGUGGCGCAAAUUUUACAACUUGUAUAUGCAUACAUAAGUGGGUUUCAGGGAAUGAUCAAUCGGUUUGCUCCGGUUGUAGACAGCCAUUUGGUUUUACUAGAAAAAGGCAUAAUUGUUAUCAUUGUGGAUUGGUGUAUUGCCAUCCUUGUAGUUCAAAAAAGGCGCUGAAAGCAGCAUUGGCUCCAACGCCUAGCAAACCGCAUCGUGUUUGUGAUGCUUGUUAUGCUAAACUUAAAGGUUGCGAGAAUAGUAAUGCUUCCCAUUUCAAUAAAGAAAUUACCCGUCCUUCUAGUUCCGUGUAUGGAAGGGAAAAAACUGAGAGGGUUGAGGUAAGACCUUCAAAAUUUCUCCUGUCUUCUGCCACAUGUCUAGUGAAAUCCCUUGGAAGUACACAUGAAUCAUCUUCCAUGGCCGGAGACGCGUUACAAUUGAAAGAUAUCAUAUUUCCUGGUCCAUCAAGUGCAACGCAGAAAGCUUCCAGGGCUCUUAUUAUGCAGCAAAGCCAGGCUCCAACUCCACCUCCAUCAGCUAAUUCAAGACCAGCCUCGCCAUAUUCUAGAAGACCGCCUAGCCCGACACGGUCUGUCUCCCCUGGAUUUUCAAGAAGUCUUAUUGAUAGUUUAAAGAAGAAAAAUGAGCACCUGAAUCAAGAAGUUUCAAAGUUGCAGAACCACAUUCGAAGUUUAAAGCAAAAGGGUGACAUGCAAGAUAUAAAGAUUCGGGAGCUUCAAAAAAAUAUCGAGGAAGCCAAUCUAUUGGCUGGAGAGGAAUCUUCUAAGCAUAGAGAAGCAAAGGAAUUCAUCAAGUCUAUAACAGAAGAGUUGAGCGAAGUGACUGAAAAGUUGCCACCAGAGAUUCCCGGCAGUGAAACCUUGAAAGUGAUCCAUGCUCAAGCUCAAAAUCUUCUCAAAGAAAAUUUAGAAUUUGAAUCUUCCUUCCAACCGAGUUUCGAGUCUGAGCAACAACGUGCGCCUGAUAUACCAGCAUCAGAUGGUGACUCUUCAAACCUGCAAGAGCAAAGACUGGAAGGAAACAAUGAAGUUUCUGAGGUUGUUCGAUCAACAAAUGGAGCAGAUGAUCGUCAAGAAAGCAGUAGCAGCUCGUAUUUAUCAACUAAUGCAGUCUCUCCACCAAACUCGGAAAAUAGUAUCAGAUCACAGGAGUCGUCCAGGCCUGUGAGAGAAGGAGAAACAUCGGUCAUUGAACAAUUUGAACGCGGUGUUUAUAUCACAGCCAUAGUAAUAGCUGAUGGCAGCAAAAUUUUCAAACGUGUUAGAUUCAGUAGGAGAAGAUUCAGUGAGCAACAAGCAGAAGAAUGGUGGAGCAAUAACAAAGAUAGGGUGUAUAGAAGAUAUAACCCACCACCUAUAAAUAAUGAAAGUAUUGAUUCAUCUAGCACCCCACCUCAUGGCGAAAAAAAUGUUGAAGCAGCCUCAAUCAACCAAGUGUAGCGAAUUAGACAAGUUAGUGCAAACAAUAUCUCCAUUAUGAAGCAUUGAGACUGAUACAGACAUCAGACACAACACUGACAUUGACACGUACACACUGUUAAGAAAAUAAAAGUGAUUAAAUGUAACCACGUGUUGGUGUCUGAACACUGACACGGAUCGGACACAAGACAUGUCUUUAAUCUAAAGCUUCAGUGCUGCAUAAAUCUACGAAACAGUCAGGAAAUGACUUGCAAUAGAGGAUAGAAUAUGAAAUAGGAACAAUAUAGCUCAAGGUUUAGAGGUAGAAAACUUUUGUUUUGGACAUUAUUUGAUUUCAUUCUUACACUUUUUGUCCUUGUAACUCUUCCACAUAACCUUUGUUAUUGGUAUUGUACAUCACAUGUGUAAUUUAUCUCCAACAAGUUUAGAGAGGCUGGUAGUAUAUGAAUGAGGAUUGAGGAAUAA
Molecule: messenger RNA, 3795 nt
Organism: Medicago truncatula (barrel medic)
Lineage: Eukaryota; Viridiplantae; Streptophyta; Magnoliopsida; Fabales; Fabaceae
Product: PH, RCC1 and FYVE domains-containing protein 1
Exons: 8
Coding region: 1-3351 (1116 amino acids)
Molecular function (GO): metal ion binding
Source: RefSeq, a predicted model, not a curated record